Molecule: messenger RNA, 9401 nt
Organism: Schistocerca cancellata (South American locust)
Lineage: Eukaryota; Metazoa; Arthropoda; Insecta; Orthoptera; Acrididae
Gene: didum
Product: unconventional myosin-Va
Exons: 31
Coding region: 92-5488 (1798 amino acids)
Biological process (GO): actin filament organization; vesicle transport along actin filament
Cellular component (GO): vesicle; myosin complex; cytoplasm
Molecular function (GO): ATP binding; microfilament motor activity; actin filament binding
Source: RefSeq, a predicted model, not a curated record
GUAGUGAUAAAUAUGAAGGGAGAGGGUAGUUGCCUCUCCGAUGUGAUCAUAUGUUUUUGGCUUUUCGUGUUGGAACUCAGACAACAUUAGGAUGAAUGAACUGUACAGCAAGGGAGCACAGGUGUGGAUUCAGCACCCAGAAAAAGUAUGGGAGGAAGCAGAAGUAAUAGAAGACUACAAGAGCAGUGUUCUGAAAGUUCGGACAGAAGAUGGCAGAAUACAUGACCUGAUCAUUGAAUCAGAUGAGAAACUACCACCUCUACGAAAUCCACGCAUUUUAAUUGGAGAGAAUGAUCUAACAUCAUUGUCUUACCUGCAUGAACCUGCUGUAUUGUAUAACCUGAAAGUUCGUUUCUGUCAGAAGAGCUCUAUUUAUACAUAUUGUGGCAUUGUGCUGGUUGCAAUCAAUCCGUAUGAUGAUCUCCCUAUAUAUGGCACGGACACCAUCUGGGCCUACCGGGGCCAGGCUAUGGGAGAUCUGGAUCCUCACAUAUUUGCUGUUGCAGAAGAAGCAUAUACAAAACUGGAACGUGAACAGCGUGAUCAAAGUAUCAUUGUAUCCGGUGAGUCUGGUGCUGGGAAGACUGUGUCAGCUAAAUACGCCAUGCGUUAUUUUGCCACUGUUGGUGGUUCAUCAACAGAGACACAGGUGGAAAAGAAAGUCCUUGCCUCAAGUCCUAUAAUGGAGUCGAUAGGUAAUGCCAAAACGACAAGAAAUGACAACAGCUCAAGGUUUGGGAAGUUCAUAGAAAUACAUUUCAACAAACAAUAUCAUAUACAAGGAGCAAGUAUGCGCACUUACCUGUUGGAGAAAUCUCGUGUUGUCUUCCAGGCACCAGAAGAAAGGAAUUAUCAUAUAUUUUAUCAACUCUGUGCAGCAAGAGAAGAGUACCCUGAACUUCAGUUAGCCCACCAGGAUGAUUUUCAUUACUUAAAUCAAGGUUCCAGUCCUCACAUUCAAGGUAUAGAUGACAGAGCGAUGCUUGAAGAAACAACCAAUGCAUUAAAUCUGCUGGGUUUUUCAUCUAAGGAGCAAAUGGAUAUGUUCAGGAUACUGGCUGCAAUAUUACACUUAGGGAAUGUUCAGAUAGUUGAAGCUGCUGCUGAGAAUGACCAAAAUGCAGAUGGUGAAGGAAGCGCUAUUCCUGCAGAUGAUCAACACCUGGCAAUACUAGCCAAUCUUCUUCAGAUUAAUGCAAUGGACAUGAGAAGCUGGUUGUGUCAUCGCAAAAUUGUUAGCUUGCGAGAUGUAAUCUUCAAACCAAUGACAGUGAUAGAGGCUGUCUCAGCAAGAGAUGCUUUGGCUAAACACAUCUAUGCAGAACUCUUCAGUUGGAUUGUUUCAGUUGUAAAUAAAGCAUUAUAUAGUAGUGGAACAACUCAGAAAUUUAUUGGUGUUUUGGACAUAUAUGGGUUUGAAACAUUUGAAAUAAAUAGCUUUGAACAGUUCUGUAUUAACUAUGCAAAUGAAAAACUGCAACAACAAUUCAACCAACAUGUUUUUAAAUUGGAGCAGGAGGAAUAUAUGAGAGAAGAAAUAGAGUGGAAAUUCAUAGAUUUCUAUGACAAUCAGCCUUGCAUUGAUCUCAUUGAAACUAAACUAGGAAUCCUUGACCUCCUGGAUGAGGAAUGUAGGAUGCCAAAAGGUACAGAUGCCUCAUGGACAGAGAAGCUAUACAAUAAAUGCUCCUCAUUUAAUCAUUUUGCAAAACCAAGGUUUGGCAAUUUAGCAUUCAUUAUUCACCACUUUGCUGACAAUGUGACAUACCAGAGUCAUGGUUUUUUGGAGAAAAAUAAAGACACAGUUUUAGAGGAUCAGAUUAGUGUAAUAAAAAAUGGUCAGAAUAAAUUGAUUCGAAAGCUUUUCAAAGAAGAAGAUAAUCGCAAAUUGACAGUUCCUGCAGCAAAGAUAAAAGUGGCAGCAGCAAGACCAUCAUCAACAAUGCCUGCCUCUUCCAAGCAGCACAAGAAAACAGUUGGAUCACAAUUCAGGGAUUCAUUGAAUAUGCUGAUGUCAACACUAAAUGCUACAACUCCACAUUAUGUAAGAUGUAUAAAGCCAAAUGACAAUAAAGUUCCAUUUGAAUACAAUCCAGUGCGGGCUGUUCAGCAGUUGAGAGCCUGUGGUGUUCUGGAAACAAUAAGAAUUAGUGCUGCUGGUUUUCCAUCAAGGUGGACGUAUGGUGACUUCUUUAACAGAUACCGUGUUCUUUGCUUGUACAAAGAUAUCCAAAGAGAUAACCUGAGAUUGACCUGUGAAAGGAUAGUAUCUAAAAUUAUAAAGGACACAGACAAAUUCCAGUUUGGAAAGACAAAGAUUUUUUUUAGAGCUGGACAAGUUGCGUACUUGGAAAAACUCCGUGCAGACAAGCUAAGGAAGUGUUGCAUCAUCAUUCAAAAACAAGUGCGAGCAUUCAUCUGCCGGAAGAAAUACUUAAGAGUGAAGAAGUCUAUCCUGUUGUUGCAGCGCUAUGGGCGAGGUGUUCUUGCAAGGAGGAAAGCACAUUUCUUGCGACAAACAAGGGCUGCAGUAACAAUUCAACGGUAUACGAGAGGUUGGCUUAUUCGCACAAAAUACAAGUCAUUGAAAGCUUGUGUGUUGGGUCUCCAAGCAAGAGCACGUGGUUUACUGGCUCGGCGCAGGUACCAGCAGAUGAGGUAUAAUCAUGCUGCAAUCAUAAUACAACGGUAUGUCCGUGGCUGGCUUGCACGCAAGUGGUAUGCACGUAAACGAACACAAGUGAUUUUGGUACAGUCAGCUAUACGUCGCUUCCUGGCCCGGCGCAAGUUCCGUAAACUUCGGCAGGAAGCACGUUCUGUUGAGCACGUGAAGAAAUUGAAUAAAGGACUGGAGAACAAAAUCAUUUCUCUUCAACAAAAAAUUGGAGAACUGGUUAAAGAAAACAAUGCUUUGAAGCUGGCCCAGACAGAAUUGCUCGAGCUGAAACCAAAAUUUGAUGCUUUGAGAGUUGUGGAGGCAGAGAAAAAACAGAUGGUUGCUUUGUUGACCAAAAAGGAUGAAGACCUGGAAACUCUGAAAAAGUCACUUGAAAAUGAGAGAGAUGAAAAAAUGGAUUUAAUUAAUGAAAAGGAACGGUCUGAAAAAGAAAGAGCAGAGGAAGUUGAAAGAAUUAACAAAGAAAACCUUAGAUUAAAAUCUGAGCUUGAUGAGUUAAAUGAGAGGAUAAAAUCUAAUCAAAUUGGUGCAGAAGAGAAUCUACGGGCACGUGUUGAGCAAGAAAAGCUGAUGCUGAUCCGUGAGCAUGAUCAGGAUAGAGAUGCUUAUCAAAAGCUACUGGCAGAGUACAACCUACUGGAACAACGGAAUGAAAGCCUGGAGAAUGAACUGUCUCGUCUGCAAUGGAGUGGGUCUUCUAAAAGUAAUCAUCAGCGUUCUUUUUCUGAUGCAAGCACUGUUAGCGCACAGGAUACAACUGCAAGUGAUGUAUCGGAGCUUGGAGAAGAUAUUGAAGGUGUUCAACUAGUUCUCAAGCUCCAGCAGAAGGUAAAAGAACUGGAAAAGGAACGAAACAAGUUGCAGAAACAAGUAGAAGAGUUCCUUGAUAAACAAGACAAGCCACGUGAUGAUGAAGCAUUUUCACACGAUCGUUUUCGAUUACAACAACUGGAAGUGGAGUAUUCAAGAUUACGUGCAAAUUUGGCUAAAAUGCAAAUAGCUGUAGCUGACGGAUCAGGACAAGAAGAAUUUUUAAGAGAAUACAAUGAGCUGCAACUUGAUUUUGACAGACAGCGGGAGGAAAAUAUACAGUUACAUAGUGUUCUAGCAAAACAAACCCAAGGUUUGAAAAAUGUAGCUAGUAACAACUAUGGAAGUCAUGUUGACUUAAUAAAUGAGGAUGGGGAGUUAGUAAUGGCAUUUGAAGCACAAAAGAAGAUAAACAGGCAGCUGGAAGAUGAACUGCAACAAGAAAAAAAUAGGUGGCAAGUAGAAAGAGAAGAACUUCAACAAGAAAAUGAGAAACUCAGAGAGGAGAAUGAUAAUCAGCGCAAGCUUUUGUCUAUGAGCUUAACUAAAAGUCCACAAACUCAAACUGAGGCUUUUAUGCAACAUGAAAUUAGAAGACUGACUUCAGAAAACUUGGACCUGCAAGAGAAACUAGAUUUAGCGAAAGAGGAACUGCGACAAUGUAAGAAGAACUUAAAGCUGCAAACUAAGGCACUGAAGGAUGCAGGUUUGCUACCAAAUGAAUUGGAUAAUAGUUCUGAAACGGCUGAAAGCGCAACAGAGAAAACUCUAGUGAAGAGCCAAGAUCAAAGGAAUAACAUAAGAGUGACAAGAAAGAAGGAAAGCCAUUACCAAGGCAUGUUUGAGUUUCGCAAAGAGGAUGUUCAACAUAUCGUUAGGCAUCUGAUAUUUGAGUUAAAGCCACGUAUUGCUGUAACACUGUUACCAGGAUUGCCUGCAUACAUUUUAUUCAUGUGCAUUAGGCACACAGAUUGUACAAAUGAUGAUGAGAAAGUACGAUCACUGCUGACGGCAACUAUCAACACCAUCAAGAAAGUAACUAAGAAAAGACAUGAUGAUAUGGAUACAACAGUUUUGUGGCUGUCAAACACUCUGAGACUUCUGCAUAAUUUGAAACAAUAUAGUGGAGACAAAACAUUCCAAACCGAAAACACACCAAGACAGAAUGAACAGUGUCUAAGGAAUUUUGAUCUGUCUGAAUACAGACAAGUUCUUUCAGAUAUAGCUGUAGGAAUCUAUCAGAGUCUUAUUGGGCACAUACAAGAAAAGGUACAACCAUUGGUGGUGCCAGCUAUUCUUGAACAUGAAGCAAUAAGUGGCUUGUCAAGUCAAAAACCUAGUGGGAUGAGAGGAAGAGCUGCCUCUACAUCAAGAGACUCGGAGCCAUUUUUGGAUGCACAGAAGUCACUGGAUGCACUCCUGCAGGAACUAAAUUCUAUUCAUAAAAUAAUGGGGUACCAUGGUGUUGACCCAGAGCUUAUUGUCCAGAUAUUUCGGCAGAUGUUUUACUUCAUUUGUGCCAGUUCACUGAAUAACCUACUGCUUCGAAAGGAUUUGUGUCAUUGGACUAAAGGAAUGCAGAUAAGAUAUAAUCUAUCACACCUUGAACAGUGGUGUCGUGACACAAGACUGCAGGAUACCAAUGUGCCAGAUACUUUACAGCCUAUAAUUCAGGCUGCCCACUUGCUACAGGCUCGUAAACUGGAUGAGGAUGUUCAGAGUGUCUGUGAUAUGUGUGAUAAACUUUCAAUGUUUCAGAUAAUCAAAAUACUCAAUCUGUAUACAACCAUAGAUGAAUUUGAAGAACGUGUUCCUGUCAGCUUUAUUCGCAAGAUACAGGCGAAGCUCCAGGAAAGAAAUGAACCUCAGGAACAGGCUACGUUACUGAUGGACACAAAAUUCACAUUCCCAGUAAGAUUUCCUUUCAAUCCGUCAAACAUCAGGCUCGAAGAUAUAGAAGUACCAGAGGUGCUGAAUCUACCUAUGCUGAAGAAAGCUUAAACUAGAGAGAGUAGAGUUCAUCAGGAAAACAGAAAUGUACCAUGUUAAAAGGUUUACAGUUAUUUCCUUCUGACUGUCUGGGUUUUGAAGUAAUAAACAUACAAAUUGUAAUGGGUUACUAAAUUUAGUAUUACAGUCAUUAGCAGCCUAUAAAUUUAAACUUGUUUAUUGCUUCAUUCUAAUGUGCAUUUCAUUCUUGUUAUAUUGUUGUAAUGUGAAUCUGGGUAAAAUGCCAGGUUGCUUACAUGUUUUUUUAUUUAUUAAAUAUAUUGUACAUGAGAUAUUUUGCUAUAAUUACUUAAAAGUGUUUCUAAUAUUUAUUUUUAUUUAACUUACUCAUUUUCAGUGAGUGUACUGUCCAUGUGUAUUUUGUUCCUUUGUUAUUUUUGUACUGUGGGAGGUGGACAAUGGGGAGUGUGUCAUGUACAUAAUUCACUUUGAUGUGGUAGUGAGUACGUACUUAACAUUGUACAUACAGCUUUUGUUGAGAGGUGUGUGUGUGUGUGUGUGUGUGUGUGUGUGUGAGAGAGAGAGAGAGAGAGAGAGAGAGAGAGAGAGAGAGAGAGAGAGAGAGAGAGAGAGAGAUAUGCACACUAGAGCUGCUGUGAAAAAGUAUUACUUGUAGAAAUUACUUUGCUAAUGUAAAAAAAAUUCUUAAUGUUCUAUGGUGCAGAGUUUUCCAUAAGUUGUGAGUGUAGCAUGUAAAAUGUCGUCCAUCCUGUGUUUGUUCUGAAUAUCAAACACUACUGCUUUGUAUAAUGUCCUAAUUCAUUGUCAACAACAAAUAUCUGAAAAUGUAAAAACACAUGUUAUCAUGCUACAUUCAUUUGUUUACCUGUAACACAACUGUCAUUUCCCUCCAGUAUCUGUGAAAGCAAAACUUUGUUCCACAAGUCAAAUGAUGUGUGUGUAUUAUGUGGAGCAGUGUUUUAAUCAUUUUUACUGUUCCACAGUGAUGGGACACUCAAAUGUUCUGUCACUGCUAGACUGUUCUUCUUUUUUGUUACAAUUUCUUUAGGAAAAAUAGGAAUCGGGGGUCAUAGCAAUAAAAACUUUCCAUCUGAGAGAUGACCAACUAUGAAGAAAUUGAAAUAGUUAAAAUACAAGCAUUUUUCUUGCAAGCAGUUUAGGUUUGUUUCACCUUCACACUUUCGUGUAAUAUGAAGGAGGAAAGAAACUUCCACUAUAUUCUUUGCAUCCUGUUUCUCACAAUCAUCAUCAUCAUCAUCAUCAUCAUCAUCAUCAUCUGUUCCUCACUAGCCCUUAUGUAAAUCAUAUUUCCUUCUACUAAUUUCAAGAUGAAAUUUUUUUAAGUGGCAGGCAUUCCUCAGUGUUGGCCAACCAGCUAUCUAUUAUAAUCUAGUCCACGUAAUUAAUCUUAAAUGUAAAUUUGUAUUUACAGUACCCAGGAACUACUGCUUUUUUUUAUUUUACUUUUUGUUUUAGUGAUGAGGUACCGUCAGUCACUGUUCAGUGCCAAAUUUCUUUGUUGUAAUUGUGAAUAUGGUUCAUCUCUAAAGGGGCAAUAGAAAUACAAGUAGAUAUCUGGAGGAUAUAAGAAAAUCGCUGUGGGUCAUGGGCAAUAUUGCCAUGUGCAUGAAUAUCUUAUCUGCUAUGUGCCACUGAUUUACAGGUGUAUUUUUUUCUUAAUAUCACUUUAAAUGCUGGUUACUUAUUGCUUAACAGGCCUUCAGUGGAGUAUUGUCAUUAUUUAGCUGUAUAUUUCUAUUCCAAUUGAGUCAAUUCAUAUAUGUACAUGUAAAUUGCAUAUUGAAAGGUAAAUAUGGAGUUGUACCCUGAUGGGGGUAUUUGUGAAUGGGUUACUAAAUUGUCUGUUCUGCUUCAUAUGUGUUCUAGUCAGUAUUCUUUCAUUUUUUUAAGCAUUAGCUCAAAUUUGUUAUGGAACCCAUGUUAGCCAUACAAAAGAAACUACUGUGAUGAUAGUAAAGAAAUCAAUUGUAACUUCUCUUUACAUGUUCUUUGUAUUUGUAAGUGGCCUUCACCAGAAAUAAUAUAAUUUUUUAAAUUGUUAGGACUGAGCAUGAUGAUGUAAUUUUGUCAUGUGUUACAGAGAUAUUGAAAAUUACUGGUUAAAUAUACGGUUUAAUAAAUGUAUCUACAAAAUAAAUGUCCCAGUGGAACUACAAAUAAACGGCCAUUGGAACAUAUUUGAUGCAGAGCACAUAUUUUGUGAACAGGUCUGUCAGAGUCAUUUACAUGUAUAGAAUGUAUUUAGUGUGUGUGUGUGUGUGUGUGUGUGUGUGUGUGUGUGUGUGUGUGUUCGUGAGAGAGAGAGAGAGAGAGAGAGAGAGAGAGAGAGAGAGAGAGAACAAGCUUUGUGGUUUCUCGUUGGAGCAGGAAAUAUUUAAUUUCUAUCCUGCUCUCACUUCAUGUUCUUUGUUGUUCUUUUUUCUGUUUAUGGAGCAGAAUAAUGACAUUACUUGCAUGUCCUUCUGUUUUUCACUAUUAUUAUUAUUAUUAUUAUUAUUUUAUUAUUAUUAUUCAUUUGUUGAUUAUCUGUGUAUGACAUUUGUUGACUAUAGAUAUUCUGUAACAUGCAGAAGUUUGGGGCUCUACUUGCAUAUUCAAGUAAAUUUUGGAAAUGUAACUUCAUGCAGACUUUCUUCAUUGUUCACAAAACAAUCACUUUAUUUUUCAAAUUUAAUAUUAAUAGGUCCUCAGGUGGUCAAACUGUAAAAGAAAAGGAACAAUGUUGUUGGUAAAUCCUCCAGAAAGACAAUAGAUACAAAGUUCUCAUUCUUUGACAAGAAUUGUAUGAGGAGAGCUUGUCAUUUUAGUGACUCCACUGUUGUUUCAAUAACAUCUUUUGUAUAACAGUACCAGAUGUUUUCAUAUCAGUCAUUGGCUUCACUUGAAACAGAACAAUUUCCUGGCCUAAAAUUGUCCAUCAUAAUUACAGUGUUAACCAUGCCUAUUUUACUUUGUCAGUAAAUGGUAUGACAUUGUGAGAACCCAAGACAUAGAAACAAAUGGCAUUGUUCUGUUGUCUACACUUAAGUAACCAUUUACAUGUUAUAAAGAGCUAAUUUGGUUAGUGCUAACUGAACAUAAUACAGAUUGUACCAGUAAAACAUCUUCUGUACACUGAAAUUUAACUGUUUUGUGUGGUUCUGAUGGUUAGUCAAUGAUUUGAGUGGCAUGCCUGGCUAGGUAAAUGAUGUGCAUGAUGCUAAAAUUCUUUAAUGUGCAAAUUUUCUUCAAACGGGAACGUUGUUUAAAAAUGUUGUAGAAUAUUCAUUGUUCAUACCCUUAGUCACAGGCAUUGAAGGAACCAGGUGACGAAACAUUUAAUUUUAAAGAAUGUGUGCUUUAUGAAAAGUUGAAAAAAUAGUAUUUUUUGUAUGAUUUGUUUCUAAGGAAGCAUCAUUUUAAUCCCCCCCCCCCCCCCCCCAAAUUCUACCAACCCUUCUUGCAGUCUGGGCUCUGUUCUCGCGUUCUCUUUAUGCCUGUACACUGCAGUAUUGUUUUUGGGAUCUAAAUGCUAUAUUGAUCAAUUAAAAUUAGAAAAUAUCAUAUCGUACUGACAGAAUUGUGCGCUUCAUUCAUACUGGUUGGACCAAAGAGUUAAAUUAAUUGCAUGUGGUUCCUUCAUUACAGUGGCUUUAAAUCAAAAUCUAUUACUUAGACAUUGCUGGUGCUACUGUAGUAAUGAAACUCCACUUGAGACAUGUGUAACUUCAUAGUAUUUAUUGUAAAAUGAUUCUGUUAUAAGGUAUUCCAAAGAUCACAUUUUCUCAGAGUUAUUAAAAAAUAGAAUGACUAUGAAGAUGCAGAAUUGUUUCAGAUAAUAAAAAAUAUAUAUUUUCAAACAUCUAGUCAUAAUAAUUUCAUCUGUGCUGUAUCUGUGAAUGACCGUGUUGAUUAAUAAAUUAAUAACUGUUGAAUUCUCUAA